GCUACGUUCACUCGGGGUGGGAAAAACGAUUUCCACGAAAAACUUUUCGUUGUUAAAAUAUUUUAUACCUAAAAAGUCAUAAAACAAAGAGCGAAUUGUAAAAUGUUCAUUGUGAUGUAGAUGGUGGUUUGUGAUCGUGUUAUGAAAAUUGUAUACUUAUGUGCUUAAUAGAUUUAUUAGUGAAAUUAUAUUAUAUUUAGCGCAUUUAAUCGAAAGAGUUUAUAUUUAAAAAUGAAGCUGACAAUAUGUGAGGCGACAGUUAUAUUUGUAUUAUUUCAACUGAGCACACCAAUUGUAAUGCAGAGGAGAAGAAAUGAAUUGUAUUCAAGGGAUUGUUCGUUGUACGAGUUUAUGAAAACAGCGAAUUGCGUUUCGGAUCACAGCCGGCUGUUUUGUAAAGGAGGGUUCACAAGCGAGUGGGUUAAUGCGGUAAAGUAUGAAAUAACACAUUUAAAAAUAUUGGAAUGGCCGGGGCUGUGUUUGAACGUAGCUCGCUUGCAGCAUCACUUUCCCGCGCUGCGAGCUCUGGAGAUCGUCAACUGUUCGAUCUUAACAACUUUCAAAGGACGCUUUGAAGACUCCAGUAAGAUUGAAAAAAUUGGUCUACAUGGAUUGACAUCGCUUUGGGAAGUUCCUGCCGACUUGGUGUCAAGGAUGUCAGAACUCCGAGAGUUGGAUUUAAGAGGGAAUGAAUUGAGACAUAUCCGCGUUGCUAUGGUAACGGAGCCUCCGCUAUUAGAGCGGGUGCAUCUCAACAAUAAUAAAUGGGACUGUAGCGAUGGUGGAUUAGACUGGCUGGCAAUAGAACAAGAUAACAGUACUGUUAGAACACGUAUCGUCGACUAUUAUCAGUUAAUUUGCAAUCAAAGGCUUUAUAAAGGAAAACCUCUUCAUAAAGUCAUGGAUAUCAUAAAGAUGGUGCGUCAAACGUGCCCAGAGCCGUGUGCUUGCGCGAUGACCCAUGUAGUAUCGGACUUGGAAGGGGCUGUGAUUCCAAUGAUCACGGUCGAUUGCUCCAACAGACAUUUAGAAGUGCCCCCGGCGACGUUGCCUCCCGGAACUACGACCCUAAGGCUCGAAAAUAAUAAGAUAAGUACUAUAAGAAUGAUAAUCCAGAAUCCUCAGUAUAAGAAGCUUGCAGAUUUAUAUCUAGACAAUAACAGUAUAUCUGCUGUUAAAGAGUUGGAAGGUUCAGAAUGGUUUGGAACUUUUCGUGUUCUGAGUUUACGCGGCAAUUUGUUAAAGCAGAUUCCAGUGUACGCAUUCGAUAAGGCGAUACAAGUCAACAAUAAUAUAAUGCACGUGAUGUUGGGUCACAAUCCUUGGCGGUGCGAUUGUCACUUCAUACCGAGGUUCCAAGCUUUGCUGCAUAAAUACAAGAGAGUGAUACGCGAUCAACAUGACAUUAGGUGUCCGAAGUCUGACGAUAAAACGGUUUCACAUGUACAGAUCAGCACAAUAUCAUUAGGCCACGUGUGCAGUAAAGGAGAGCAAGUGGAGAUGCCUAUAAGUUAUAUUAACAUAGUAAAUUUAGUACUAAUGGCUCUCAUAAUGUUAAUUCUUGGGAGAUUUCUUUACGAUUGGCACACAUUCAAGACGACGGGAAAAUUACCUUGGCUAUCAUCGAUAUUACCUUAGAUUAUGUAUAAAGAGUUUCAUUUAUGUUAAAUGAAAUCGGAAUAUAAUGAAAUUCUCAUAAAGCUGUGGCUGAGAAUAUCUCUCGGAUUUAUUUACGCACAGAAAGGUUUUCCGUACGAUAAAUAUUGUUGUUGGUUACCGAAGUGGAUUGUUGCGUGAAUUAGCAACUUUCGUUGUCUGUUAAAACUGAAAUACGGUAUAAUGUAUAGAAUAA
Papilio polytes (common Mormon) is the source of this 1852-nucleotide messenger RNA. It is a transcript of the gene swi2, whose product is annotated as protein singed wings 2. Gene Ontology annotation, cellular component: extracellular matrix. Bases 232 to 1638 code for a protein of 468 amino acids. The record is from RefSeq and is a predicted model, not a curated record. Lineage: Eukaryota; Metazoa; Arthropoda; Insecta; Lepidoptera; Papilionidae. The transcript has 9 exons.